This is a messenger RNA of Labeo rohita (rohu), 2387 nucleotides long. It is a transcript of the gene cd34, whose product is annotated as CD34 molecule. The transcript has 5 exons. The record is from RefSeq and is a predicted model, not a curated record. Lineage: Eukaryota; Metazoa; Chordata; Actinopteri; Cypriniformes; Cyprinidae. Gene Ontology annotation, biological process: cell adhesion. The coding region runs from base 137 to 892 and encodes 251 amino acids. Gene Ontology annotation, cellular component: membrane.
GAGCACAAGCCAUGCUUUAUCCUGUGACCCGCUCAUUUCUGUCUCAGGCACAGGAAACCCCUAAACUCUCUCAGCCUUGUCCCAGCGCCUGCACACACUCACACUCUCACACACCUCAGCGUGCUCAGAGACGAGAAUGGCUGUACGAAGAAUGAAUGAGCUCUGGAAAACGAUGGCACUGGCUUUAAUGUUCGGCUUUCUUUUGCUUCACAGCUGUCGGGGAGACGAGUCGACAGCAAAUCCUACAGCAGGUACAAUAACUUCCCCAUUACCGUCAAAAGCUUGGGGAACAGACCAUUCAGCUACACAAACAACAGCAGGUCCAACACCAACUCCAAGUCCCACUGAUCAAGAAACGACUAAACCAAGCCAAUCAGGUCGUGCUGACAAUUCUAAUGCACCUCAAGUAAUUGCCAACACUCCUGCUGCAAGCCUGUCGCCAUCUUCACCAGAACCAUCACAAACACAAAACAUCACCAUGACUGAAGAAAAGAUACUACCACAGAAUGCAAGUUCCAUAGUUUUAAAGCCGAAUCAAGAUGAAGUAAACAAUGCCACUGGGUCUUCUCAAGUACAUUCUGGGUCUUCCCCUACUGUUUUUGUGUCUGUCCUGAUGGCCGGUUUACUCCUUGCUGCCACAAUAGUCGGCAUAUACUACUUCAAGUGCCAUCGCCGAACCAACGGCAAAGGCAUUAAACUGGCUGAGGAGUCAUACAUGGCUGACGAGGAGAACCAGGGCAACACUCUGGUGUCCGUAGCCCCUCUAAACCAACCUGAACCCCAGGAGAAGCCCAGUCUUAACGGAGAGUCACAAGAGGCAGUGAAGGCCCAGACUCCUCCUGCCGCCACCAACGGCCACUCUACCACCAAAACAGCAGACACCGAGCUGUGAAUGAGCUGAUCUAACACCAAGGGUCUGGGUGAAACACUCUGUCCCUGCUUCUUAAACCCAGCUCAAUCUACUGCAUAUUGACUUUGGCCGUAAGAAGGCACAAGGGAGGCAAAGAUUCAAGUUCACAAAUUUACAUGUAAAUAUGAUGCAAAAUGUUCAAUUUAAGUUCAAACAGAACAUCUUUUGAGCCAAAGUUAAAGAUACGGAAUUCAAUUAUAUAGGACUAAAAAUGGGAUGAAAUAAUUGGUCAAGUAAUCCUCCUCCCUAUCCAUCAAAAUAAAUGUACACGUUUCAGUGCUAUAUGAAAGAUUGUUGUAUGUUAUGAAAGCAGUUGUAAGUGCCAGUUAUGACAGUAAUGAUUUAUAGCAAGAAAAUUGUAAUAUGAUGCAAAAACAAUCAUUUUAGUCCAAGAGGUUCAUCCUUUAAAUACAAUACAGUACUGCUGUGGGGUGGGGGACCUUUCCCAUGAGACAUUGUUGGCUUCCAUAAGAGCAGCAAGGGCUGCAACGGAACGCCGGGAGGAUCCCUGCUCCUGUCCCAGCGCUCCACAGCUUCUAACUGAGAGUAAAUCAGAUCACAAAGAAACACUUAGGACGCAAGUGUUUUUGUUUGCGACGGGUUGUUUGUGUGUUCCUAGACUGUAUGAAAUGUUCCAUAUGUUUGUCUUUGUGUACAGAUUUGACUAGUUAAUAGUCUUGUAUAAUUUUGUUAAUAUCACUGCAUGACAAAGUAAUGAUUCUUGGAGUUGCUGAGCAUGAAAAAUCAGUUCAAGCAUCAAUGCAUCAACUCCAUUUCAUUGCUGCAAACAACUGUUGAUGUAGAAUCCAACAAAUUAGAUAUGCAGCAAAGCCCGUUAGUGCUCAGGGUGACAGCUAAGUGUUAUCUGACAUUUCUGGAUUGAGUUACAGCUUUACCGUACUUUGUAAACCAGUAUUAUGCUCUUUUUGUAAUAUUUCUAUUCCAGACAUUUAGAUGUAGUGUUUAUGGACUGAAUGACUGACUUAAUUGUUUGAAUGGCCUGCCCUGAUUAUUAGAAGUUUCUUGGGUGGGUGCGUUUUAUUUUGUAUCUACAUUUGCUACUACACUGUACAGAAAUCAUUAGGCAAAGAAAUUAUGUAAUUGGGUGCAGCUGAAAAGCCCUGGACCAUCAAUUUUAGUUUUUGAUUAACUCCAAUGUAAUAAAAAACAGUGCAGACAAAAAGAACAUUUCUACACUACCUUUAAACCUAUUUCUCGUUAAAUACUUUACAUUACUUCACAAAAUUUCUGACACAAACUUAGGGUCAAAAUUUGGUGCUAGAGUGACUGUAUUUUUUUAAAUAAACCAAUAGAAAAGUAUGUUUUAAACAUAUAUACAUAUGAAUAUCAUGUCCUUUAUUUGAACUAUGCCAUUUUGUUUUAACAUUCCGGUGUUCCGUCAUAUUUUUGAUCGGUGUACUAGCAUUGUGUUAAACUGAUGUAUGUUUGUGAUAGGAAUAAAGUUUUGAAAAAUAAA